AUGACGCCUGAGGAUUGGUCGGCGGUGAUUAGCACGAAUUUGAAUUCAAUGUUUAAUGUGACCAAGCAGGUGGUGGGUGAUAUGGUGGAGCGCGGCUGGGGCCGGAUUAUCAAUGUGUCUUCCGUUAAUGGGCAAAAAGGCCAGGCUGGGCAGACGAAUUAUUCUUCUGCUAAGGCUGGUAUGCAUGGUUUUACGAUGGCUCUGGCGCAAGAGCUUGCCAGUAAGGGCGUGACGGUGAAUACGGUGAGCCCAGGUUAUAUUGGUACCGAUAUGGUCAAUGCGAUACGCGAAGACGUGUUGCAGAAGAUCGUGGCCGGUAUUCCGGUGAAGCGUUUGGGGCGGCCAGAGGAAAUUGCAUCACUGAUUUCUUGGAUUGCCUCAGAUGAAAGCGGGUAUUCAACCGGCGGGGACUUUUCGAUUAACGGCGGCAUUCAUAUGAGUUGA
This is a messenger RNA of Darwinula stevensoni, 444 nucleotides long. The record is from the annotation of a GenBank genome assembly. Lineage: Eukaryota; Metazoa; Arthropoda; Ostracoda; Podocopida; Darwinulidae.